AUGCGCAUUUCCCCCGCUUAUCUGUUGCUAGUUGUCUGGCCCAUACUUCUGCUCGUCAGCCUCCCCCGUGUUAUCGCUGUUCAAAUCCAGUUCCCAGUGACUUAUCCAGGCUUCGGCACUAGCCUUUUUGCAGUCAGUGGCACCAGCUGGCUUUCUGACCGGUUGUCUGGACUCUUUCCGCAUCGCGACAAGGCGGAGGAUGAGGCAGAGUCGGAUAGUUUUGAUUUUUGGCGACGCACACAAGAGAAGCUGGAUGGCGCAAAACGCGAGGCUCUUGAGGCCAUAAACAAGGCAACGAGAGAGAUCGGGACUCAAGUUAACGAGCUCAAGACAAACAUAGAAGACCUCGUUCACGGUGCUUCCGUCCUGCAUGAAAUAGUGUCGCCCCAGCCUCAGAUCUCAUCUGGAGGAACAACUCAGGCCACGAAUGCCGAGGUCGUAGCCAGCAAUAUUGCCGAUGAUUUGGCAGCAGCCCUAGACGUUAUCACCCAAGAGUUGCAGCAGAUGCUGGGCCUCCGGCCAUCAAAAUCCUGGCGCAAAAUUGCGUUGGAUAAGGUCGGCGACGCGCUUGUUCGCGUUUUGGAGAAGCACGGCGUCGAAACGAGUCGCAUAGAGUCAGUCUGGGAGGCGAUCAUCCAUCCAGGACUCUUCAACGGACUCAUCUUAAUUGGUGAUAUUGCCGAGCAACACCCUGCCUUGCUCUCCGGGCUCCUCUUUUGGUUGGCAGUAAUGUUGAUACCAGAGGUAUGGCUUUUCCAGCCCAUCCUUCGCGUUUUUGGCUUCGGUAAGCAAGGUCCAAUCAAAGGCUCCGUUGCUGCUUGGGCACAACGUGUAUUCUACGGCGCUACAGUUGAAAAAGAAAGCUGGUUCAGUCUUUUGCAGCAAGCGGGUAUGACGCCAACUCAAGGAACUUCAAUGGAGACCAGCCCCGAAGGUUCGCGUCCCAUCCCAGUAUGGAGCAGACGGUAUAGAGAGAUGAACAAAAUCCCGACAAACGAAGCUAAAGGCGACUCAAGCUGUCCCAAGCGAACAGCAACACGCUCUAUCUUCCUAGGUUACACCUGCCACCCGACACGUCGCUCCCACUACUUCCUUUUCAUCCCCUUCCUCUCUGACGAUGCACACACCGGCAAACUUAUCAACGUGUCGGGAAAUCCAUGGAACAGCGACUUCGCGCUUGAGAUCAAAACCGGGUUCGACCGCGGAACCGUGCAGCACGCCUACGCAACCGCUCCUCUUGGCUCGCUCGCAAAGACUUCGCACUACCUGUACCUUGGUCAAAUCUCCGCGGCUGAUUUCGUCGACGAGGGGUCAUAUAAUAUUCGCAAUGAGCCGAAUGCUCGCGACCGCAUCGAGUGCCUCGCUGGUCGCAUUCCUCUUCCGUACCGUGCACCAAAUGCAACGCCAGAAGAUCCAGACGACCCUAUUUGGCUUGCAACACAUCCGAGGUUUGAAAGGUGUCAGGAGUGGACGAAUCGUCUGCGCCAUGGAAUGCGCCCAUAG
Mycena indigotica is the source of this 1503-nucleotide messenger RNA. RefSeq lists its product as uncharacterized. Lineage: Eukaryota; Fungi; Basidiomycota; Agaricomycetes; Agaricales; Mycenaceae. The transcript is spliced from 7 exons. The record is from RefSeq and is a predicted model, not a curated record. The coding region runs from base 1 to 1503 and encodes 500 amino acids.